AUGGAAGCAACCAAAAGAGCUUCCUGUGUUGGUGUUCACGAGGCAAUCCCUCUAUCUGUUAGGAACUUCAUCAUCCCAUGUGUCAUAGAGACUACAACAUCGAAUGCAGAGAUGUCGGGUCUAUCGAUUAUUGCGUUUGUUAACGCGAUUGAAGUCGUAUCUGUACCCGACUAUUUGAUCCCGAAUGAAGCCACAUCUGUAUUCCCGAUUACCACAAUUAACGGGCUUUCGAAUCAAGCAUUCGAAACUAUGUACCGUUUGAAUAUGGGCGGUCCGAAACUCGCCCCGCAAAACGAUACAUUGGGAAGAACUUGGGAAAAUGAUAAAAAGUAUCUUCAUGUGAACGGAUCAGCUGCAAGUGUCUCGGUCAUCCCGUCAAUUAUAAAGUAUAUCGAAAGUGUCACACCCGAAAUUGCACCAAAUUGGGUGUACGCAACUGCUCAAACAAUGGGAAAUGCUAAUGUUGCUAAUUUGGACUUCAAUAUCACUUGGGUUCUUCCGGUUGAUCCCGAUUUCACUUACUUUGUUCGUGCGCAUUUUUGCGAUAUCGUGAGCACGUCUCUAAACACCCUUGUGUUCAAUUUAUUUAUAAAUUCCGAGAAUGCGUAUCCCGAUAUUGAUUUAUCGACAUUAAUCGGUAACCUCGAUGUGCCUGUUUACAAAGAUUUUGUCUGCAAUUCAUCCGAUAAUUUAAGCACUUUGACUGUAAGUAUCGGUCCGGAUAGUGUUGCGGAUUAUCAAAACGCGGUUUUGAACGGUCUCGAAAUCUUGAAAAUUAGCAACGAGGCUCGAAGCUUAGACGGGCUUACUUCCGUGGAGAAUUUUGUUUUGUUUCCGUCGAAGAAAACUACAAAACCCGGUUUGGUUAUCGGAUGUGUUUUAGCCGGUUUGGUUGCGAUAGUCGGUUUACUUUUGUGUUAUUGUUUCUUGGUGGCGAAAAGAUCGAAAACGGGUAAUCAAAAAUCGUCAUGGUUACCACUUCCGUUACAUGGAAACUCACUCACCAUGACGAAAGUCUCAACCUUUUCUCAAAAAAGCGGAACCGCAAGCUGCAUCUCGUUGGCGUCAUGUAAUCUUGGUAGAACCUUUAUGCAGGAACAGGACAAAGGGUUGGUGGUGGAAGAGUGGUGGAUGAAGUUGAAGAUGAUGGUGAAGAUGGGUGGUUGCAGGUGGUGUGGGAUGAAGAAGAGGUGGGUGGUGAUUUAG
Messenger RNA from Helianthus annuus (common sunflower), 1206 nucleotides. RefSeq names its product receptor-like protein kinase THESEUS 1. Bases 1 to 1206 code for a protein of 401 amino acids. The transcript is spliced from 2 exons. Gene Ontology annotation, molecular function: protein kinase activity. The record is from RefSeq and is a predicted model, not a curated record. NCBI's taxonomy places the organism in Eukaryota, Viridiplantae, Streptophyta, Magnoliopsida, Asterales, Asteraceae.